Molecule: messenger RNA, 3990 nt
Organism: Eimeria maxima
Lineage: Eukaryota; Apicomplexa; Conoidasida; Eucoccidiorida; Eimeriidae
Exons: 1
Coding region: 1-3990 (1329 amino acids)
Source: RefSeq, a predicted model, not a curated record
AUGAGAGGAGAAGACUGGACAGCAGCUAUCUCUGCUGCCUUCAAGAGAGGAGACGAUCGUGCUGCUGCAUCGCUUCUUGAGUCCCUCCUUCAAGCUCUUCAGCAGCAGCAGCAGCAGCAGCAGCAGCAGCAGCAGCAGCAGCAGCAGCAGCAGCAGCAGCAGCAGCAGCAGCAAAGUGUUUCUUUUCUUGUUCCUUUAGAGGCCUUAGUGUCGCCAUUAAAGUUUGCUGCAGACGUUCUUGAAGCAGCAGCUGCGCCUGCAGCAGCAACAGCAGCAAAUGCAGCAGCAGCUGCGCCUGCAGCAGCAACAGCAGCAAAUGCAGCAGCAGCUGCGCCUGCAGCAGCAACAGCAGCAAAUGCAGCAGCAGCUGCUACUGCUUCCUGUUGCUGCUGCUGCUGCUACUGUGGGGUGAGUCCCUGCUGCUGCUACUGUUCCCUUAGCCCAUCGGGGGGUCCCAGAGGUGCAGCAUCUGCUGCUGCUGCUGGUGCUGCUGCUGCUGGUGCUGCUGCUGCUGCUGCUGCUGCUGGUCCGGUGCAUCUCUUGAAUCCUCUCCUUAACUGCUCAAUUGCAGCAGCAGCAGAGGUCCUGAAGCAGCAGCAGCAGCAGAUACAGGUGCUGCAGCAAGCAGCAGAAGAUGCCUUUGGGCAGCGGCAGCAGCAGCAGCAGCAGCAGCAGCAGGCAGCAACGAGCAGUUGUGUACAAUGUGCAGCCUUCUUGCAUCGUAUCCUUGUUGCUGUAAGACGGCUUGCUGCUGUUGCUGCUGCUGCUGUUGCUGCUGCUGAUGAUGGUAGGCAGCAACGGACAGCAGCAGCUGACUGCUUCUGCUGUUGUAGCAACCAGCAGCAGCCUUGCAGCAAUGGAGGCAAAGGCAGCAGCAAACUUGCUGCUGAGGAGCUGCUGCUGCUGAUGCCUGAUCUGCUGCUGCUGCUGGAGACAUCUGCUCUUGCUGCUGCCUUUCUGCCUGCUGCUGCUGCUGCUGCAGUUGCUUUGUUGCAGUGCCUGCUGCAGCUGCAACAACGCCAUUUCACUGACCUCCAGGACCAGCAGCGGCAGCAGCAACAGCAGCAGCAGCAGCAGCAACAGCAGCAGCAGCAGCAGCAACAGCAGCAGCAGCAACAACAGCAGCAGCAGCAGCAACAGGAGCAGCAGCAGCAGCAGGCAGCAAUGGAGAUGGAGCUGCUGCGCUGUGGCGUCAAAGCUCGUCGGACAGGUUUGCGUCUUCUGUUGCUGCUGCUAGGUGCUGCUGCUGUUGCUGAAGAGCAAACGCCGCAGCAGCAGCAGCACUGGCUGCUGCUGCAGCAGCAGAAGAAGGCUGCAACGGGAGACACUAGGGCAGCAAACAGCAGCAGCUGCUGCCUAUGCGCCUCGCCGCUUCACAUGAGCCAGCAGCUGCUGCUGCUGUUGCUGCAGCUCUCCGUAGCAACUGCUCUAACGAAGGCGCAGCGGCAGCAGCAGCGGCAAGAGCUGCAGCAGCAACAGCAGCAGCAGCAGCAGCAGCAGCAGCAGCAGCAGGAUAGCAUAGCUGGUGUACUGUGGGGAGUUCCCUUGCUGACAGAAGUGUCUUUGCUGUCCCGCCGCUUCUGCAGCCUAAUAAAGGCAGCAGCAGCAGCAGCAGCUACACAUACAGCAGCAGCAGCAGCAGCAGCAGUUGCUGCUGCUGCUGCUGCAACACAUGACAGUAUGGGGGAAGAUAUGCAUUUCUUUAGGCCCCCCUGUGGCACUGGAUAUCCCUCCAGCAGCAGCUUGCUGCCGCAGCAGCAGAAGCAGCAGCAACAGCAGCAGCAGCUGCUGCUGCAGCGGUGGCAGCAAGGCAUAGAAGGGCAGGCAGCGCGGCUGCUCGAUUGUAUCAUGGAGAUUUGCUGCCUCUAUACUGCUGCUGCUCGUACACCUGACAAGCAGCAGCAGCAGCAGCAGCAGCAGCAGGUCCUGUUGCAACGACCCGGAGGAGUACAAGAACUGCAGCAGCAGGCGUGCUUUAGCUGCUCCUGCUGCAGCACGACGUUAGCAGCAGCAGCAAUAUAUUUUUGCUGCAGUGCUGCUGCUGCAGUGUCUCCUUUUGCUGCUGCUAAGGAGACAGCAGCAGCAGCAAAUAAAUUAAUUGUCUCCCUAAGACAUCCUCCCUUCCUCUCUCUCCUCUUACGCAGGCUAGCAGCAAUCAAGUGCCUCCUACAAGACACCAGCAGCAGCAGCAGCAACAGCAGCAGCAGCAACAGCAGCAGCAGCAGCAGCAGCAGGUGUGUAUGGGGCGCAGCUAACGGGCUGUGUGUGUAUGCUGUUUCUUUGUCUCUUGUUGAGGUAUUAAAGCAGCAGAAUGAGCAGCAGCAGCAGCAGCAGCAACAGCAGCAGCAGCAGCAACUGACCCAGGAGCUCGCCGAUGGCUUCGAGAGAUUCGUGCUGCUGCCAAUGCUGCUGGCGCUGCAGCAGCAGCAGCAACAGCAGCAACAGCAGACGCCGCUGCAGCAGACUCCGUCUGGACAGCUAGCACAUACGACACCUCGUACUGCUGCUGCUGCCCCUGCUGCUGCUGCUGCCCCUGCUGCUGCUGCUGCUGCUGCUGCUGCUGCUCGUGCCUGUCGCCUAAUACUCCAUUCUCCGCUUCCUCCUCUGUUAGGAUCAGCAGCAAAGUAUGUGGGGUUUGCUGCUGCAGCAGAGCUAACUGCUGCUGCAGCAGAACCUGCAGCAGCAGCAGCAGCAACUGCUGCUGCUGGAGAAGAGCAGCAUAGAGGUAGUGGCAGCAGCUUCUGCUCCCGACUAUACUGGUGGUGCAGCUGCUUGCAUGCAGCGUGGAUCCCUGCUGCAGCAGCUGCUGCUGCAAGACCUAUAACAGCAGCUAUUCCUCCUGCUGCUGCUGCUGCUGCAUCACCAGCUGCAGAGGAAGCUAUAUUGCUGCUGCGGCUGUCUGCUUUGUUUGCUGCUGCAUCUCUGCGUGUAUGUGCUCAAUCCUUGCCCCUUGUCUUGCUACCAGGGAAGCAGCAGCAGCAGCAACAGCAGCACCAGCAGCAACAGCAGCAAAAGUGGAUUUAUAUCAUUGGUUCUGCUGUGUACGUACACCUAGCGGUGCCUGCAGAAGCAGCAGCAGAUGCAGCAGCACUGCUGCCGUUGCUGCUGCUGCGAGCAGCAGAUGUUUUUCCUUAUACUGUAUUCUUAAGGAAAAUACUCGGCAGUCUUGCUGCUGCAGCAGGCAGCGGCGCAUGCAUGCAGCAUGCACUCAUGGCCUUCAGCAGCAGCACCAGCAACAGCAACAGCAGCAGCGGACUAAUGGAGCAGCUGCAGCAGCUGCCUGCUUGGGAUAAUCGAGGCCCCGCAGCAGUAGCACCAACAGCAGCAGCAGCAGCAGCAGCAGCAGCACAGUGUGCUAUCCAUCGCCUUACGUUGCUGCUACAAACUUUGGCUAAUCCGCCGCAGCCGCUGCUGCUGCUGCUGAACGAAGCAGCAGCACAGCAGCAGCUGCUGCUGCUGCUUGCAAGGGCGUUGCAGCUAGCAGCAACACCAAAGGCAUCUGACGCGUUUGCUGCUGCAGUGCAUUGCUGCUGCUGCUGCUGCUGCAGCUAUUGCCUUUCCGCAGCAGCAGUCACUGGUAUAUCCUUAGCAAACCCAUCAAACAGCAGCAGCAACAGCAGCAGCAGCAGCAGCAGCAGCAAAGGCAUGUUGUGCUGCAUGCUGCGCUUAGCCUUAGGCCAGCCUAACCGCUGCAGCCGCCUUACCCAGUGGUCCCCACCCUCCAUCAGCAGCAGCAGCACAGCAGCAGCAGCAGCAACAAAUGCAGCAGCAGCAACAGCAGGAGAUGGGGAUCAACACGGUAGGCAUGCAAUAGAUGGCAUAGGCAUUAUCAAGGAGCAGCAGCAGCAGCAGCAGCAGCAACAGCAGCAAGGAAAAAUGCAGCAGCAGCGGCUGCUGCAGCAAAAGUGGCAGCAACUGCAGCAAACCCUCUGCAAUGCUGCUGCUUCGUUGCUGCUGCAGUUCUGUCUUGUAGGAGGGACGCAAGGGUGA